AUGCUUAGCGGAGUCGGCCCAGCAGCGGAACUGGCAAAACACGGAAUCGCUCCCAUUGUGGAAUCCCCUCACGUCGGCCAGCAUCUUCUUGACCAUCCCAUUGUGCCUUUCGUUCUUGAAACCAAGGAUGGAUACAGCUUAGAUAACCAUAUCCUCCGGCCCGGUCCUCUCAAUGAUAAGGCGCUGUCCACUUACCAGAAGGACAAGACUGGCCCUGCAAGCUCUGGAUUCCUAGAACUUGUCGGAUUCCCCCGAAUUGACGAACGCCUGGAGAAGUACCCUGUCUAUCGCGAGGCUAAGGCUGCCAACGGGGGACUGGAUCCUUUCGGGCCAGCAGGACAACCUCACUUCGAGCUGGACUUCGUCGGCUUGUUCAGCAGCGCAUUCCAGUGGUAUUACCCUAUGCCUGACAAGGGAAAUCACAUGACUGUCAUUGUUGAUCUGCUGCGGCCCCUUUCUGAAGGUGAAGUCACCCUAAACAGCUCAAACGCACAGGUACAGCCGAAUAUCAACCUCAACUUCUUCGGCAAUGACUUAGACAUUCUGGCCAUGCGGGAGGGUGUGCGCUGGACAUAUGAUCUUUUGACCACGGGAGCUGGAUUCAAGGACAUUGUUGUUUCGGAGUACCCCUGGAAGAUGCCACUUGAUUCCGAUGACGAUAUGAACCGGGCUGUUCUGGAUCGCAGCCAGACUGGAUUCCAUCCAUGCGGUACCGCACGUCUCUCGAAGAGCAUCCACCAGGGUGUUGUCGACUCCAAACUGCGAGUCCACGGAGUUCGAAACCUCCGAAUUGCAGAUGCUUCUAUCAUCCCCGUGAUCCCUGAUUGCCGUAUUCAAAACUCGGUCUACAUGAUUGGCGAGAAGGGCGCGGAUAUCAUCAAGUCUGAGCACAAAGAUCUAUACGAGGCCAAGAACAUUCCCUACCUUGUCUCCAGCAAACUUUGA
This is a messenger RNA of Penicillium psychrosexuale, 945 nucleotides long. Its product is annotated as CAZyme family AA3. The record is from RefSeq and is a predicted model, not a curated record. Gene Ontology annotation, molecular function: oxidoreductase activity, acting on CH-OH group of donors; flavin adenine dinucleotide binding. NCBI's taxonomy places the organism in Eukaryota, Fungi, Ascomycota, Eurotiomycetes, Eurotiales, Aspergillaceae. The coding region runs from base 1 to 945 and encodes 314 amino acids. The transcript is spliced from 3 exons.